CUAAACAAAAUAAAACGACAACGUUCCAAACUUCACAGGGUAUUUUCGUCCACAAUGGCCAUUAGGGUUUUUGCUCUCAACUGAUAUAUAAACUUCCAAAGUUGGCAAAUCUCCUCCUUCUCAACUCUUCGCAGUCGAAGUCUCUUAUCUCUCAGGUGGUUUCAGGACUACUUUUUCCGAGCUAUCAAAACAACCGACCAAGAUGCAGAACGAAGAAGGGCAAAACAUGGAUCUCUACAUCCCCAGGAAGUGUUCUGCUACAAAUAGGCUCAUUACCUCCAAGGAUCACGCAUCUGUUCAGAUUAAUGUUGGACACUUGGAUGCUGAUGGCAUUUACACUGGCCAAUUCUCCGCUUUUGCUCUCUGUGGCUUUGUUCGCGCCCAGGGUGAUGCUGACAGUGCCCUUGACAGGUUGUGGCAAAAAAAAAAGGUUGAAGUCCGACAACAAUAAGAACCAUGAUAGCAGGUUGUGCUUCUUCUUGAGCAGUUCUCUCAUCAAGCAAGGGGUGGAAAUUUUAUAGGGAUUAUGAUCUGUUCUAGUUUAAUUUUAUGGAUUAUGUUACAAUAUAUUGUUGUUCUGGACAAAACUAUGCAAAUUACUUAGUUUCCCGUGUUGGACCUAAGAUUUCUGCUUUUAUUAUAGCUAUGGAAUGUCCUUGUCAA
Messenger RNA from Mangifera indica (mango), 663 nucleotides. Its product is annotated as 40S ribosomal protein S21-2-like. Gene Ontology annotation, cellular component: cytosolic small ribosomal subunit; ribosome. The coding region runs from base 203 to 451 and encodes 82 amino acids. Gene Ontology annotation, molecular function: structural constituent of ribosome. Gene Ontology annotation, biological process: endonucleolytic cleavage to generate mature 3'-end of SSU-rRNA from (SSU-rRNA, 5.8S rRNA, LSU-rRNA); endonucleolytic cleavage in ITS1 to separate SSU-rRNA from 5.8S rRNA and LSU-rRNA from tricistronic rRNA transcript (SSU-rRNA, 5.8S rRNA, LSU-rRNA); translation. The record is from RefSeq and is a predicted model, not a curated record. The transcript has 4 exons. Lineage: Eukaryota; Viridiplantae; Streptophyta; Magnoliopsida; Sapindales; Anacardiaceae.